Molecule: messenger RNA, 1004 nt
Organism: Chenopodium quinoa (quinoa)
Lineage: Eukaryota; Viridiplantae; Streptophyta; Magnoliopsida; Caryophyllales; Amaranthaceae
Exons: 3
Coding region: 35-550 (171 amino acids)
Source: RefSeq, a predicted model, not a curated record
AGUAAUUACCUGUCAUUAAAACAAAUUAAAUAAAAUGGGGAAUUGCCAAGCAACCCAAGUCACGGCGGCCGUGGUGGUUCAACAUCCAAGAAAAGACGGCAAGGUUGAUAAAAUGUACUUGCCGGUCCAGGCUAAUGAAGUCAUGAGAUCAAACCCUGGCCACUACGUCGCACUUGUCGUAGAGUCACCUAAUGUCAGUGGUAACGUUGUUGUGAAACAACUUAAACUUCUUAAGCCUACUGACAUGUUGCACAUUGGUCACGUCUAUCGUCUCAUCACCUUUGAAGACGUUAUCAAAGAGUUUACAACGAAGAAAUCUGUGAAACUAGGGAAAUUGCUCAAGGAAAGUGGUGUUUUGCCUGCUGACAAGGGAUCUAGUAAUAAACUCGAUCAAACCCAGACAGAGAAAGAUGGUAACGAGGCUGGGAGCAGCAGCAGCAGCAGCAGCAGUAGCAGCAGCAGGAGGAGCGGUAGCAGCAGGCGAGGAGGUAGGCAUCAUGGUGGCGGGGGGCAUUGGAAGCCUGCAUUGCAGACCAUCUCUGAAGUCUGAAGUUGAGAAUUAAUCACCCUUUUCUUCUCUGCUUGACAACUACACAUUUAAUUACAAUCAGUUUGGCUUUAUAUUUGAACUACAGUCUACAGGACUAAAGUAAUUGGGUGUUCCAGUUAUUUUGUACUUGUAUCAUGCAAGUAGUAUACUAGUUGUAUACUAUAUUAAUAUUAAACCUGUUAGUUGUUCUGUAUCUUGGAAGAUAUACUAUGUGGUAUGUGCUACUUUUGCUGGCCAAAAUCAAGAUGUCUUAUGCUGCUAUGCUAUUGUUUUCUUCAAUUAUUUGUCUUAGGAAAUUUGUCAGGGUGAGGGUAAGGGAUAGCUCAAGUGGUUAAAGUUUCCUUCCCGAUCAUCGAUUCUCAUCCCCGCCCUUGAAGCUCUCUAAAUACCAAAAAAUAAAAAAGGGAAUUCGUCAGGGUGCGUGAUGAUUUCAAUUGGAUUUAGCUUGUGGAGU